Messenger RNA from Lepus europaeus (European hare), 2683 nucleotides. It is a transcript of the gene RNF220, whose product is annotated as ring finger protein 220. Gene Ontology annotation, biological process: protein ubiquitination. Gene Ontology annotation, molecular function: ubiquitin protein ligase activity; metal ion binding. Lineage: Eukaryota; Metazoa; Chordata; Mammalia; Lagomorpha; Leporidae. The transcript has 14 exons. The record is from RefSeq and is a predicted model, not a curated record. Bases 1 to 1779 code for a protein of 592 amino acids.
AUGGACUUACACCGGGCAGCCUUCAAGAUGGAGAACUCAUCCUACCUUCCCAACCCCCUGGCAUCCCCAGCACUGAUGGUCUUGGCGUCCACGGCCGAGGCCAGCCGUGAUGCUUCCAUCCCUUGUCAGCAGCCACGACCCUUCGGUGUACCUGUCUCAGUAGACAAGGACGUGCAUAUUCCAUUCACCAAUGGCUCCUACACCUUUGCCUCCAUGUACCACCGGCAAGGUGGGGUGCCGGGCACCUUUGCCAAUCGUGAUUUCCCCCCUUCCUUACUGCACCUCCACCCUCAGUUUGCCCCCCCAAAUCUAGAUUGCACCCCCAUCAGUAUGCUGAAUCACAGUGGUGUGGGGGCUUUCCGUCCCUUUGCCUCCAGCGAGGACCGGGAGAGCUAUCAGUCAGCCUUCACGCCGGCCAAGCGACUUAAGAACUGCCAUGACACAGAGUCCCCCCACUUGCGCUUCUCUGAUGCAGAUGGCAAGGAGUAUGACUUUGGGACACAGCUGCCGUCUAGCUCCCCCGGUUCACUUAAGGUUGACGACACUGGGAAGAAGAUCUUUGCGGUCUCUGGCCUCAUUUCUGACCGGGAAGCCUCAUCUAGCCCAGAGGACCGGAAUGACAGAUGUAAGAAGAAGGCAGCAGCGUUGUUUGACAGCCAGGCCCCCAUCUGCCCCAUCUGCCAGGUCCUGCUGAGGCCCAGCGAGUUGCAGGAGCACAUGGAGCAGGAGCUAGAGCAGCUGGCCCAACUGCCUGCCAGCAAGAAUUCCCUUCUGAAGGAUGCCAUGGCUCCAGGCACUCCCAAGUCCCUUCUGUUGUGUGCUUCCAUCAAGAGGGAAGGGGAGUCUCCCACGGCAUCACCGCACUCCUCUGCCACCGACGACCUGCACCACUCUGACCGAUACCAGACCUUCCUGCGAGUGCGAGCCAACCGGCAGACCCGACUGAAUGCUCGGAUUGGGAAAAUGAAACGGAGGAAGCAAGAUGAAGGGCAGGUAUGUCCCCUGUGCAACCGCCCCCUGGCAGGAUCGGAGCAGGAGAUGAGUAGGCAUGUGGAGCAUUGCCUUUCAAAGAGGGAAGGCUCCUGCAUGGCUGAGGAGGACGCUGUGGACCUCGAACACGAGAACAGCAACCGCUUUGAGGAGUAUGAGUGGUGUGGGCAGAAGCGGAUACGAGCCACCACUCUUCUGGAAGGUGGCUUCCGAGGCUCCGGCUUCGUCAUGUGCAGCGGCAAAGAGAACCCUGACAGUGAUGCUGACUUGGAUGUGGAUGGGGAUGACACUCUGGAGUAUGGGAAGCCACAAUACACGGAGGCUGAUGUCAUCCCCUGCACAGGCGAGGAACCUGGUGAAGCCAAGGAGAGAGAGGCACUCCGGGGCGCAGUCCUAAAUGGUGGCCCUCCCAGCACCCGCAUCACGCCUGAGUUCUCUAAAUGGGCCAGUGAUGAGAUGCCGUCCACCAGCAACGGUGAAAGCAGCAAGCAGGAGGCCAUGCAGAAGACUUGCAAGAACAGCGACAUCGAGAAAAUCACCGAAGACUCCGCCGUGACCACAUUUGAGGCCCUGAAGGCUCGGGUCAGAGAGCUUGAACGGCAGCUAUCUCGUGGGGACCGUUACAAAUGCCUCAUCUGCAUGGACUCAUAUUCGAUGCCCCUAACGUCCAUCCAGUGUUGGCACGUGCACUGCGAGGAGUGCUGGCUGCGGACCCUGGGAGCCAAGAAGCUGUGCCCUCAGUGCAACACGAUCACAGCGCCCGGAGACCUGCGGAGGAUCUACUUGUGAGCCAGCCCCCCUGCAGGCCUGGCCUCGGGCAGCCCCACCUGCCCUAGCCUCUGACAGUGACCCUCUCCCUUUGUACAUACUUGCACACAGGCUCCCCAUGUACAUACAUGCACAUACUCACACACGUACACACAGGACUCUGGAGCCAGAGUGGGGCUGAGGCUCAGGCCCUGCCUGCUGGCUCUCGCCAAGUCUGGGGACCAUACCUGUUCAGCCUCUGUUCCCAGGGUGGGGCAGGGAGGUGGCGGUGGGGGAGUAGUGGGGCAAAGCUCCUGAGAUCCAGCGCCGAGACGGACAGAUGGACAGACUCGCAGACACCAGACUGAAGCACAUGUAAUAUAGACCGUGUAUGUUUACAAUGUUGUGUAUAAACGGGACAACUCCUCACCCUCCACCCCACCCUGCCCCUUUGGUUGUAUGAUUUUCUUCUUUUUUUAAGAACCCGUGGAAGCAGUGCCUCCUUCAGGACUGGCUGGGGGCUCGGCCCAUCCACCUCUUGGGUGCCUGCCUCUCCCUCUUCCGUGAUGUCCCUUCCCUCUCCAUGUGCUCGGUGUUCAGUGGUAUAUAUUUCUUCUCCCAGACAUGGGGCACAUGCCCCAAGGGACAUGAUCCUCUCCUUAGUCUUAGCUCAUGGGGCCCUUUAUAAGGAGUUGGGGUGGGGCAGAAAACGGGAACUGAGCUGAAGCAGAGGCUGAGGUUAGGGCUGGCUGAGGGUGCUCCUGGCUGCCCAGCCCUCUGCUGAGAGCCGUGCCUGGGAGUAGAGCUGCUGUUCCCAGGGACAAGUGUUGCUCCUCCACCUCCCCGGGAGCCCAUGGUGUGAUGCUGUGUCUGUAUAUUCUAUACAAAGGGACUUGUUCUUUCCCUUUGUAAACUACAUUUGACAUGGAUUAAACCAAUAUAAAGA